Molecule: messenger RNA, 1745 nt
Organism: Hemiscyllium ocellatum (epaulette shark)
Lineage: Eukaryota; Metazoa; Chordata; Chondrichthyes; Orectolobiformes; Hemiscylliidae
Gene: ilrun
Product: inflammation and lipid regulator with UBA-like and NBR1-like domains
Exons: 6
Coding region: 258-1325 (355 amino acids)
Biological process (GO): macroautophagy
Cellular component (GO): phagophore assembly site
Molecular function (GO): ubiquitin binding
Source: RefSeq, a predicted model, not a curated record
AGUGUGACUGGCGGGGAGGGUAGGUCUGGCUGUGCGCGCAUGCGCAUGGCCUGCGAGAGGGGGAGCGUGCGGUUGAAGCGGACGCCAUCGGGACGAGGUAGCGACAAUGUUGAAGGGGUAGGCCUCGGCCUCACCUUACACGUCACAGCGCGCCCGUACACAGCAAACUGAACGGGGGCCCCCUCACCGACGGCCGGGCCCGGCGGCACUUCAAAGACACAAACCAGAAAAGAGAGAGAUCAAGAAAGAGAAAAGCGAUGGACGUGGAUAUGGACUUAGAUCAGGACCUGAUGCAGAAAUUUAGCUGCAUGGGAACCACCGACAAGGAUGUGCUCAUCUCCGAGUUUCAGAGGCUGCUAGGCUUCCAGCUCAACCCGGCCGGCUGUGCGUUCUUCCUGGACAUGACCAAUUGGAAUUUGCAGGCUGCCAUUGGUGCUUAUUAUGACUUUGAGAGCCCAAAUAUAAAUGCACCUUCUAUGUCAUUUGUAGAAGAUGUUACAAUAGGAGAAGGAGAGUCUGUUCCACCUGACACCCAGUUCACCAAAACAUGGAGGAUACAGAACACAGGCACAGAGCAAUGGCCUCCAGGUGUGUCCUUAAAAUACGUGGGAGGUGACCAAUUUGGGCACGUUAACAUGGUGAUGGUCCGGUCACUGGAACCUCAGGAAGUUACUGAUGUCAGCGUUCAAAUGCGAAGUCCAACGACACCAGCAAUGUACCAAGGACAGUGGCGUAUGUGUACAGCUACUGGACUUUACUUUGGAGAUGUGAUUUGGGUGAUUCUGAGUGUUGAAAUCGGAGGCCUUUUAGGAGUUACGCAGCAGCUUUCUUCAUUUGAAACAGAAUUUUCUUCACAACCCUGUCGCAAGAUUGAAGGCAAUUUUAACCCUUUCGCUUCACCACAGAAAAACCGGCAAUCUGAAGACAACAAUGUGAAGGACCCCGGGGGCCAAAGUACAAAUCCAAUUAGUAAAAAUUCAUGGGGCCCAACUGAAGACCAAAAUGAACAAGAUCAAAAUGGACUGUCGCAGAACUCUGUAAAUAUCUCCCCUAACAGUCACUCUAGCAACUUAUCUGUGGUGACUUACAGUCAGAUGUUGGGGGAAGCACAAAUGACUGAAGUAGUUCAAGAAUGGAACAUAUCUGCAAAAUUUGAGGCAGAUUUGGAGUUUCGAUGGAUGUGCUCUGAAGUUCAAAGGGUUUCCAUGGCCCUUAUCCUUUUGGUCAGUCUUAAAACGGGUAUUGCCAUUGUCCAGCAGCCUCUGUGGGUCUUGGUGUCACUCUGCAAUUUUGCAAUGGCCCCAUCCCCUUUGACCCAACACUGAAAAAUGAUGGCUGGUUGUUUCUAAACAAUGUAUGCAUGUGUGAAUGCUAAAUUAAAGAGUGCUGUAAUUGUUUAAAAAAUGGAUUUUUUAGAUGACAUUGUCAGAAUAAUUAUGUAGUUAAACACAAAGCCAUGUUCAAAUUAUUUUGCCUACUGAGCGACUGUAGUUUAAGCAAAAGAUAAAAAAAAUUAUUUUGUAUUCGUUUGUUCAAAGCAUCUUAAUUGUUGGAUUUUUCCUGUGCGAGUGGGAGUUUGUUCUGUAACCUACAGAGUACGACAUGGAGAAUGCAUGAGUGGAGUAGGAUUGGAUGCAAGAUGAGUAUAACUCACUUUAGAAUGGGAGCAGUUGAUGACAGCACAAUCAAUUGGAGACUUUUCCAUACUGUACAAAUGAAGUUUAUUAAAUUAACACUGAAAAGUC